This is a messenger RNA of Branchiostoma belcheri (Belcher's lancelet), 453 nucleotides long. RefSeq names its product 40S ribosomal protein S17-like. Gene Ontology annotation, biological process: translation. The record is from RefSeq and is a predicted model, not a curated record. Gene Ontology annotation, cellular component: ribosome. The transcript is spliced from 5 exons. Gene Ontology annotation, molecular function: structural constituent of ribosome. The coding region runs from base 1 to 453 and encodes 150 amino acids. NCBI's taxonomy places the organism in Eukaryota, Metazoa, Chordata, Leptocardii, Amphioxiformes, Branchiostomatidae.
AUGUGUCUGCUUUUCUACACAGGCCUGCUAGGCGGCGCUAUCUUACGCCGAGGUCGCGUUCGUACGAAGACGAUCAAAAAGGCGGCGCGGGUGAUCAUCGAAAAAUACUACACCAGGCUUACGCUCGACUUUCACACAAAUAAGCGGAUAUGUGAGGAGAUAGCCAUUAUUCCCAGCAAGAAGCUGAGGAACAAGGUUGCAGGGUUUGUGACCCACCUGAUGAAGCGUAUCCAGCGAGGACCAGUCCGUGGUAUCUCCAUCAAGCUGCAGGAGGAGGAGAGGGAGAGGAGAGACAACUACGUUCCUGAGGUGUCUGCAAUUGACCAGGACAUCAUUGAGGUGGAUCCUGACACCAAGGAGAUGUUGAAGGCUCUGGACUUUGGUAACAUCUCGGGGCUGCAGGUGACACAACCUGUUGGUGUGCCUGGAUUCAGAGCACCCAAGAACCCCUAG